UCUCGUUUCCUCCUUACAGGGAUGCCUCGUAUUAAGAGCCAGCUGCUCACACCCAAGAGUCUCUCUCUAUCCAGACUCUCCAAGAUGAAAGGGGAGGCAUAUCUGGGCCAGGCUGCAGGGGAAAAAGUGCCUUCACCCAGAAUGCCAACAGCAAGUCAGCAGAGCAACUCAAAGAUGGCAGAAGAGGGGAAGGGCAAGCACUGUGCUGCAGCCUGGCCCCAAAAUCAAGCCCCUGCCUGUGAAGGUCAACGGAGAGCAGGACAGGAAAUAUGCUGCCUGUACCGGCAAGAAGAUGAGAAAACUCUGCAGGCAUUGUUGGUUGAGGAGCAGCUGAAGAAAGAAUGGGAGAGACAGAACAUGUGGGCACAGUGCAAGGCUCGUGGCAAAACAAACGGGAGAGAGAGUAUCUGGCAGAAGACGCAGAUGGAAAUGCAGAGGCUUCAGACAGAGAGCGCAUCCUCCAUGGCACUUGUGGAACUGAAAAAGUCUCUGCAGAUGGUGCCAGUGGACAUGAAACAGCAGCAUGUCCUCGUCCCUCACCCGCCGGAGAAGAAGGCUGAGGCAGCUCCUCUGAGCAAACUGAGUGCCAACUCCCUUUCAGUGCGGAGUGUGCGGGUGAGGAAACAGCUGGUGAAGAGAAAAGAGGUCCUGCAGAAAGACAAGACCAAGAGCAGAGCUGUCGACAUCCCUGGAAAUUCUGCAGAGGAUCUUCUGAUUUGCGUUGGUGAGAAAAUCCCUGUGCUUCCAAUGCCAAAGAUGACACAAGCAUCAGGGAAACCAGUGAGGACCCCUCGCAGCUGGGAGCAGCUGCGAGCCCAAUAAAGUCUGUUGCUUCCUGCUGGAAGGACCAGCAUGGGCUUUGUAGUGUUCUGAUUUCACAGAAACACAGAAUGGUUGAGGUUGGAAGGUACCUGAAGAGGUCAGCUUGGCCAACCCCCUGCUCAAACAUUGCUACCCAGCACCAGUGUCCAAGGAGCAUGUCCUGUGGAGAUGGCUUUCAAGUGUCUCCCCUUGAGGAGGGAGACUCUACAGCCUCACUGGAGAACCCGUGAGAGGACUCGCUCACCCACACACUACAGAAAUGGAUCCUGAGGUUAGGUUCAGGUGGAAGCCACUGUGUUUGCUUCUGUGCCCAUCGCCUCCUGUCCUGUCAUUUGGCUCCACUGAAAUGAGCCUGGCUCCAUUGCCUUUGCACCCUGCCCGCAGGCAUGCAGUUAUCCACUGAUCCCCCCUGAGCUUUCUCUUCUCCAGGCUAAACAGUCCCAUCUCUCCCAGCCUCUCUUCAUAGGAGAGAUGCUCUGUUCCCUCAAUAAUCCACCUCACAAUUUUUGUGGGACUGUUAAGCAGUUCAAGUAGCACCACUCGUGGCCUCCCAAGACAGCCACAAAGGCCUCCUAGCUGAGGCUGCUGAUUCUCCCUUGCUGAAAGACAGGUGCCCUUAGGAUCCAGCAUCAGAUCCUGCCUGUGCCUGGAGAGCUGGGAAGAGCUGGGAGCUCUUGAUCCUUCCAGGGUGGAACUUCCAAGGUAACGGCUCACUGCAACCUUCCCUUUGGUCCCAGGAAAAAAAAAAAAAAAAGGCAUCAAGCACCUGCCCUCACUCCUCACUCAGCCCAGAAUUAGCAACAAGUCUUCCUUCCCUGCUGGUACUGCUGCCAAGGGAGCUUUGAAGUUAAGAGCCUCUUUUUGGGAAACGGCUUUUCCAUGAACUCUCGGGUCUGCACAUUGCCAAAAAACAGAGAGAGAGAGAGAGUUUGAAACUUGGGAGAAAGGAAGGAAAGCCAGCAGGGCCAAAGCCUAUCCCAGGGACUUUAAAUCUGCACAGCACAAAACUGGAGGACAAGUUGAUUUUUUUGGUCACAUCACUCAUACAAGAAAGUGAAGAGCUCUCUUUCUCUGUCCUGGUUUCAGUUAGCACAGAAUUAAUUUUCUUCCUAGUAGCUGGUGGAAUGCUGUGUUUUGGCUUAGGAUGAGAAGAGUGCUGAUAACACCCCGAUGCU
Molecule: messenger RNA, 1997 nt
Organism: Anas platyrhynchos (mallard)
Lineage: Eukaryota; Metazoa; Chordata; Aves; Anseriformes; Anatidae
Source: RefSeq, a predicted model, not a curated record